AGGAAGUGGUUGAAACCAUGUAAUGUGACAUCUCAUAGCUUUAUAGUGAUAUCUAGUCAGCUUGUUGGCUCGCUGGCUCUUCUAAACCAAAUUCAUUUUUUUUGUGCUGAAGACGAGGUCAGGUAAGAGCGGUUGAUACAGUUUUUUCAAAGCACCUUUGUUUGUUUUAAUGCCAUAUAUCUAGAGAAGUUCCGGGCAAUAUUUAAGCCUGCGGCGUUGAGGUGGGCUAGUUAUGCUAUGCUCGAAAGGCGAUAGGGGCAGAUAUGAAACAUUUAAUUCUGUUAGCGGGAUUAACACUCUGCGUGUUGUUGAACCCUAGCCAACGCUACGUUCAACAAACUUUCGUGGCGUGUUUUUAAAGGUAUUUGGCGUUUAUAUACGUAAACGAGAGGGAGAUUAGCCACACGGAAAGCUUUAGCUUCCAACUCUGUUGCUAGGCAACAUGACUCUUCAUUGAGUGUUUGUUGCAAAGCCUGUAAUUACAUUAGUGUUGCACAAUCACGCAUUACCACUAUGUUGCAUGCACGACAACAUUUCCUCCUUGAUUUGCUUGAAGAAAAGAAUAACAGAAACACCAUAUUCCUUGUUUUUUGUCUUUGUCUUCUUGGCUCUGGUCUGAUCAGGCGUUUAUAGUUGGCACCAUGUUGGUCCCCAUAUUCACCCUGAAGCUGAACCACAAGAUUAACCCUCGAAUGGUCACUGUCGGCAAAUUUGAUGGGGUCCACCCAUGUCUUACAGCAGCCACGCAGGCAGGAAAGGUGAGACAUUUGGUUGAAAAAAUCACAAUAAGCAAGAAGUAGACUCAUUGCAUUGCACGAUUUCUCCACAAAUACAUGGCAGCCCCGUCAUUAUAUUUUUGACUUAUAUUUAUUCUGAACACCCCACUUUCCUCUACUCUAUGUUGUUUACUAAAUUUAGCCUAUUCUUAUUCAUUACAACACACAAUCUUCCCAUCAUACAAGUUGCUUACAAUUCUCAACAUUACAUAAACCUAAAUGUUUUCAUUAAUGCCUUAAACUUUGUUCUCAUUCUGUUAAAAAGGUCUUCAUCCAUAAUCCACAUGCCCGGGGUCAGAAACCUGUAGCCCAUCGACUGAGUCAAAGCACCCAGGAUUCUGACAUCUCUAUGCUCAACAUCAACCAGGCAGUCACUUGUCUAACAGCAGGAACACUGGGACCAAACACCACUGGGGACACACUAUUGGUGGGAUCCCAGACCAACCUUCUGGCAUACGAUGUCCAUGACAAUGCUGAUAUAUUCUACAGAGAGGUGAGCCGAGCUGAGGAAUAAGGGGAUAAAAUCAAAACUUUUGUUUUUGUGGUUUGGAUCUUCUUUGCAGUUUACAGGAAGUAAAGUUCUGAUCAAUGGCUUUGUUGUCUGUACAAUUUAAGUGGACAUGUCUUUGUUGUUGUAGGUGUCAGAUGGGGCCAAUGCUAUUGUACUGGGAAAACUGGGGGACAUCCAGAAUCCUCUUGCCAUCAUUGGAGGAAACUGCGCCUUGCAAGGCUUUGACUAUGAGGGCAAUGACCAUUUCUGGACUGUAAGAACAAAUGAACUGUUUAAAUAUUGGCCUACAUUCGAUAUUCUUACUUGCAUUCAAAGUGUGUUUUUAUUUUCUUUUAAAGCGACGCAGUAAACAACCAAUAUGAUGAUGAUGAUUCAAACUUAAGAUGCAAUAAAUUCACCUUGCAUCAUAAAGAGAAUGUUUAAAAAUGAUCCAAAGAUCCUGCAUAGCUGUGUGGUGGUCAGCACUGCUGGCUCAUAGCAAGAAGGCACCUGGUUUCAGGACUGACUGGGGUCCUCUACGGGCUUUCCAGCUUCAUCUCAAAAUCCAAAAUUAUUUUUACAGCUUGUAUGCAAUCGAACUAGAUGUUAUCACAAAUUUCAUUAGCUUUACCUGUACAUAUUCUACAGUUUUGUGAGCACACAGCAGGAGAGCUAUAUUCCCCAGUUGGUUUGAUAAGGCAUAUUAACAUUAAGUAACCCGCACAACAGACACACUUUUUGGUCUUUGCAAUGAUCUACACUCUCACAUAUUUUCUUCUCUAAAUAGCCUGAUAAACUGCACAGAUGUUCACACAAACUGUCUUUUUUAGGUGACUGGAGAUAAUGUCAGAUCUCUAGUGCUCUGUGACUUCACUGGAGAUGGGAAAAACGAGGUAAAUCUUGAUUAUCAGCCUAGUGUGUGUCCUUUGUGUCUGCACUUUGGGUCAGUCUGAGUUCAAUAAAAUUUGAAUUUAGAAAUUUUCAGUUUGAAAUUUUAAAGCCUUUUUUGCCUUGUGCCUACAGCUUCUUGUUGGGUCGGAGGAUUUCGACAUUCGUGUAUUUAAAGAGGAUGAGCUUGUGUCUGAGAUGACUGAAAAUGAGGUGAAGGAAUACAAUUUAUGUUACUGUUUUUUUCUGACAUUUAUUUACUGGGAGUCAAACAAUUGAUAAUGAGUUUUUUAAAUGAUUUAAAUUUUAUUGCUCAACAGUGAAUUGGACUCAAAUACUUGAAAUCAUUCCACUAAUACUCAUAUCCUGUAGUAUCGUGUAUCUGCGUUGUGCUGUACUAAAGCAGAAUAUUUGUUACAUGACAAGUUUGCUCUCUGUCUGUCUCCACACAGACUGUAACAUCACUGUGCCACAUGCAUGGGAGCAGGUUCGGCUAUGCCCUGGCUAAUGGCACUGUGGGAGUUUAUGACCGCACGGCUCGUUACUGGAGGAUUAAGGUACCACAAUGAUUUAUGAUAUAAAUGUUUGAACAAGAUGGUUUGAUCUCUGAAGAAAGUGGACUUGGGAAAUACUUGUUGAAGUCCAAUUAGUACUUAUUCAGAGCAUUCCUUUCCAUUAGAUGUUUCUAUGGUGGCCCUGAGGUGCAAAACACAACGGCAAAUCAGAAGACACAACACAAAAAGAGAAAAUACAACAGCAGAUCAGAAGACCACCGUGGUUAAUGACAUUAUGUUUUCUGAUUUGCUGUUGUGUUUACUCUUUUUGUGUUGUGUUUUCUGAUUUGCCGUUGUGUUUACUCUUUUUGUGUUGUGUUUCUGAUUUGCCAUUGUGUUUUGCACCUCAGGGCCACCGUAGUUUCCCCUAAAAGUUCUGUUUGUUUAUUAUACUUCACACUCAGUUGAUAUAUCAUAUUUCCUUGUAGGUACAGUAUGUAGUAUUUAGUGGCAUUUGGGAGAACAAACUUGGUAGAAAGGAAAUAUAAUAUUCAUGAAUCUGUUAAAAUUAGUGCGUAAUCACCUUAAUAUAAGAAUAAUAUGUUUACUAAGAAUGUGUAUUUUGUAUCUACCUAUGCAGAAGGCUUCAUGUAGGUCACCAUCUUCACCACCAUGUUUCUAAAGUAGCACAGGAGUGACAGUAUUUAUUGAACUCUUUAAGUCUGCCUGAGCUCUGUCUUUAAAGUGACUAACUGCAGUCUAACAGGUGAAAAGGACAAUUUAGUGAAUAUUUGUUAUUAUUACUUAAAAUGUUGUGACUCUAUUUGUCUCAUCUAGUCUAAGAAUCAUGCAAUGAGCAUCCAUGCCUUUGACCUGAAUGCUGAUGGGGUGGUGGAGCUGAUCACUGGCUGGUCCAAUGGAAAGGUCAGCAAACCACUUUAAGGGCUCAGAUCUGUAAAUCAACCAAUCAGGUCUUCAAAGUCUUUGAUCAUGUCCCGUCUUUGUUUUUAGAUUGAUGCGCGCAGUGAUCGCACAGGCGAGGUCAUUUUCAAAGACAACUUCUCCUCCUCUGUAGCUGGAGUGGUGGAAGGUGACUACAGGUUGGAUGGACAAAAACAACUGAUCUGCACCUCCAUAGAAGGAGAAGGUAUGUUGUUUGAGUGUAUCUGAUUGAAUAGUUCUAAAUUGAGCAUUUGCUUUGCUUUAUUGAUACUGGUUAAAUUUGAAAGAAUGAUGUAACAUUUUUUCAAGCUGGCAGGAGCUGUAUGUGAAAGUGUUGAUGCAUGUGCAGAAACUUAUUUUCAUGGUCAGUUAUCCAAAAUAAGAAAAAGAAAUCUCACAGCUGAUGAAAUGCACUCAUUCCAAAAGCAGAAUUUCUCUACAUGGUCUUGUUCAAAUAGCUAUGUGUUGUCUCUAUGAUUUUCUAAUUUUUCAUUCAGGAGCAGAUUUAAUAAAUACUGUAUUCAUGAAGAGAUUAUAGAGAUAAAUAAGAACUACAUUACUAUCAUCUCUCCAGACAAAGCAUGUAAACAAGCUAGUUUGUGUCGGGGAAAACCAACUCUUUAAAGUUAGUUUAAGAUGUCAGUCAUCAGUGUUGUUCAUUUGUGUCCCCACAGUUCGAGGUUACCUGCCAGCCAGUAAAGACCUUAAAGGAAACCUAAUGGACUCCAGUUCUGAACAGGACCUCAUUAGAGAGCUCAGUCAACGCAGACAGAAUCUGUUAUUGGAGCUGCGCAACUAUGAUGAGAAUGCUAAGGUACAUGCGUUUUAGAGCAUUUCUUUGUUUUUUUAAUAUACAAAACAAUGGAACAAUACAGAAAGUAGCACACAGACUAAGUGUGAUUGAAGAGAUUUUAACAUUAUUAGAUAGACUAAUAGAUGGGAAAGAUUCCUAUAUCAUGAAUGGUCUGUCCAUGCAGAUUUCAAAAUGAACGCCUAUACUGUGCCAUGCUAUUGUGAACUUAAGUUCAUAAAAAAUGCAGAAUGCAUCAUUUGGAUCAUGUAAAACCAUCAUGCAAGAACAAAACCACAGAGGGUUGAUGUAUGCUUUCAAAACUGGUCACAUUUUCUGUAAUAGUAAGACUCAUUUUUUUCUAGCUAAGCUUUCAUGGUAGAUGUUCACCAGAAUACCUUGUCAUGUAAACAUGCUAACAGUUAUGAUGGUUUUAGUCCCUCUGGAAUGUUCUCAACUCUUUAGAUGGAUAUUCACUUGUUUAACUAUGCAGUGAUCAUUUUGAGCAGUGUGAAGGUCUUUAAAAGAAUCUAGAAUCUAGAUUUAUUUUUUUUGUUUUGUUUUUGAGUCCCUUUUUGGCUUUUUACUUAAAGAUUUUCUUGCCAAAUUUGACAAUUGGACAAAAAAGGUGACGCUGCAGUAGCUCAGCUGCUCGAGUCUGUAUCAUUCAAACCAGCUCCUGUUUUAGACAACAUAAUAGGACUUUGAUCUAAUAGUGAUAUAUUUAAUUUUAUGAACUGCUGCAGGGUGUGUCAGAGACAAACAGUGGGAUGGGUGUUAUCCCAGCCAACACUCAGCUUCAGACAGCUCUGUCAGUGAGACCUGCCACAGAAACCCAGAAGGCUCAUGUAGAGCUCUGCAUUUCAACACCAAAUGGUACGGUAAUCUAGCACCAACACUUAGAAUUUUUCACAUGUUAGGGACUGAAUGAGUACUAAUAAGUCCCUGGAUCUCCCCUAAUCCUUUUCAGAAACCAUAAUCCGCGCAGUGCUCAUCUUUGCUGAGGGGAUAUUUGAGGGGGAGAGCCAUGUUGUUCACCCCAGCGCCCAGAACCUCUCAGGCUGUAUCCGUGUUCCCAUUGUCCCCCCCAAAGAUAUACCAGUCGAUCUGCACAUUAAAGCUUUUGUGGGAGGUAAAACUAGGUAAGAGGAUGUGUAUGAGUAAAGUGGUUAUGUCGAUUCAUAUCAGAAUCACAUGAUUCCCUGAAAACAUUUUAUCUGUUGUUAUCAUCAGCACCCAGUUCCACGUAUUUGAAAUCACCCGACAGCUGCCUCGAUUCUCCAUGUAUGACAUAACAGAUGACUCCUCACAAGCUCCACCCAAUGGAAAGGUUGUCUUCAGCAUCAAUGACCGACCACAGAGGGUAGGCCAGCAUGAGGAACUGUGACUCUAAUCAGUCCUAUUGCAUAGUCAAGGCUUUCAUGUGCAUAAAUUAAUGUAUUUGUUGAGUCUGUGUAUUGAUGUUUUGCCUGUAUCUACACUUAUGUCCAUAGGUGGUGAUGUGGCUGAAUCAGAACUUUUUACUCCCAGAGGGAGUGGACAGUCCUGACAUUACAUUUAAUUCAUUAAAAGGGGGAGGGCUGUUGUCCAUCAGCAUGGCCAAGAAUGGACAGGUACAGACACACCAGCUAAGUGUGAAGACACAACUUUAAAAAAGAUUGACUAUGUACUGUCUACAUUUACAAGAGAAUCAACAUGACAUGGUCAAGCUUUAUGGUUUAAAACAUCAACAUUGAACAUUAGGUCACUUUGAUAUGAAAUCGCCAGUGAAAUCAUCCAACUGUUAUGGAAAUGGAAUUAUGGAGGCUGUUGUUGAGCCUUUUUAGUAAGAUUUUACCAUAACUGUUUUUUCUUGAACAUACAAACAGCGAGCAGAACAUCAUUUGUCAAGUUACAAUGGCUCAUGUAUCUUAUCAGCCAAAACCUGUUGGUAAAUCGGUGUGUAAAUUCCUCUUUAAGAUCACUCUGAGUACCGAUGACAUCGACCUUGCAGGAGAUCUGGUCCAAUCACUGGCAUCCUUCUUGGGUAUAGAAGACCUUUCAGCAGAAGCAGACUUCCCUGGGUACUUUGAGGAGCUACGCACUACACUCACUGAGGUUUGGUUAUUUCUGCUGAAGAUUCAGCUGUUUAAUCCUUUAAUCCUCUGCAAGACAAAAGACUGUCUGUGCAUUGUUAUAUGUUCCAAGUUACUAAUAGAAUAAUCAGUUACCACGUUUAGAUGGGCAAAGUUUCUUGAUCCGAUUAAAAAUUUGAGGGAUCGGAUAAUCUGAAACCACUGUUUAUAUGGGUGCAAAAUCAAACAAUCCGAUCAUGACGUGUGUAAACAUGCACCAAGCUUUAUUCAGAUUAGAAGCAUUUGGACAUGCACAGAGUUGUCUGAUUUCACUAAAACAACUGCAGAAGAAGAGUUGUAUUAAUGCCUGUGCUGUCAACAAACCAACAAACGUGGUAGUGGCUCACUUCAUCCAAUUUAGGAUUUUUUUCCCCUGUUAAAUUUUGUCACCAGAUGGCGCCUUUGCUUACUUAUUUUCCUGUUCUGUAAAAGGUUGCACUGUGCAUGCAGAUGUGGCAUCAUUAUGCUGUAUGAACGCCUUAUUAUGUUGUGGGAGGAGCAGACACGGCACCUGCGGUUGUGUUUUAUGCCAGAGUGUUAAUAAUGAAACCUCCUGUACUAGCCACUAUCAAUGAGCUAAAGGCUAAAGAGUGAAGAUCGAGUCAGGUCAGAGAGUCACGACUGGAAUAAGGGUUUACAUGGACGCGUUUAGGAAUAACGAUCGGCAUUAACCACCCCUCCCGAUCGGAAAACGAUUUCUUUCCGAUUGAGCCAAAUUGGAUCAGAAUCUUCUGAUCGACAUGUUUACAUGACGCAUUUUUAUUCUGAUCGAGCAUUUAUUCCAAUUACGUGCGCCCAUGUUAACGCAGCUCGUGAAUACCUACAACUGCAUUAGCAGUUGGUACAUUACUAGAGGAGGGGAUACACAAUUUGUUGUAUAGAAUAUGGAUUGAUACAGAUAACCAAAUAUCUGUAUGUCAGGUGGAUGAGUUCCACUCCGUACACCAGAAGUUGACUGCAGCUAUGGCCGACCACUCCAACUACAUCAGGAAUAUGCUGGUGCAAGCAGAGGAUGCUCGCCUUUUGGGUGAAAUGUGAGUAACAAUGAACAAAGCUUUACUCUUUGAUGGUAUGAAAAAUGGAGUUUCUCUCACUGAAACUCGGUCUUCUCCUUUCUUUGAUUCUCCACUGUCCCCUCUCUAGGACAACUAUGAAGAAGCGCUACAGAGAGCUGUACGAUCUAAACAGGGAUCUGAUCAAUGAGUAUAAAAUCCGUUCUAACAACCAUAAUGCACUUCUGGCCUGUCUCAAGUCCGUCAACCAGGCGAUUCAGCGUGCUGGGAGACUCCGAGGUAAGACCCUGUGUGUGUGUGUGUGUGUGUGUGUGUGUGUGUGUGUGUGUGUGUGUGUGUGUGUGUGUGUGUGUGUAUGAGACAAACAUGUUUCCUAAACAGUUGCUGUUUGAGGGCUGACUGUUUUUGGACCCAAAUCUUAGUGUAGGAGGCACUGUCUGUGUCCAUCAGUAUUAUUUUAUAUCGGUACUGUCUAGAAGGUGCAUUGGUGUUACUGGACACUGAGGGCUUUACCUGUGUUAUUAAGCAAAUACAGGUUAUGAUCUACUUUUACAUAUUCCACAGAUCUGCUGGUAGUUAUAAACUAUGGCUGGCUGAAUUACUGGAUGAAUUCGUUUGCAUUCCAAAAAUUUAAUGGCUAAUUUCUGCAUUUCUACCAAAGAGGAUUAGAGCCACAUGAAGGGAAAAAAUUAUAACAGGAAGGAGAUUAGAUUUUAAAUUUUGAGAUUAAAAAAAUCUGAAUUAUGCUAAUGAAGUGGAAUUUUCGAGAUUAAAAACUAAAAUUUCAAGAUUAAAGUUGAACUUUCAAGAUUACAAAUGUUGAAAUGUCAUGAAUAAUGUCUAAAUUUAAAUUUUAAAAAGUUAAAAAUUUGAGAUUAAAGUCGAAAGCAAUAAAAUCGAAAUUUUGAAGUAAUCUUGAAAUUUUGACUUUAAUCUCAACGUUUUUUAAUCUCAAAAUGUACACAUUAUUCACGACAUUUCUACACUUCUCGAAAUUUUGAGCUUAGUCUCGAAAUGUCAUUAAAUCUAAAAAGUUUGACUUUAUUGACAUAAUUUCUAUUUUUUUAAAUCUUUUAAUUUCGAUAUUAUUCACGACAUUUUGUAAUCUUGAAAUGUCGACUUUCAUUUUGAAAUUUCCACUUUUUUAAUCCUGAAAGUUUGACUUCAUUGACAUAAUUUCGAUGUUUCUUAAAUCGAAAUUUCUACUUUCAUCUUGAAAUUUCAACUUUUAUCUCCUUCCUGUAAUUAUUUUUUUCUCUUCAUGUGGCCCUAAUCUUUUUUUGUACCUUUCACCCAUGUAGCAUCAAGUAGUUGAAAAGGUGAUGUUUAUGUAGUCCAAAGUAGGGAUGCGAGCCAUUACAGAAGCCUACUUUUAGGCCCAUAAAGAGAGAAACAAAUCUGCUUAACGCUUGUUGUUUGGAUUUUAACACCAAAGACCAGUUCACCAGUGAAAAAAACUUUUAAAGCCAUUUAGUCUGCAUAACUUUCUGUUGCUGUUUCUCUUUUCUCUCAGUGGGUAAACCCAAGAACCAAGUGAUCUCUGCCUGCCGAGACGCCAUCAAGAGCAACAAUGUCAACGCACUCUUCAGAAUCAUGAGAGCUGGCACUGCGUCCUCCUGAGGGUGGAGAGAGAGAGAGGGAGGGAGGGCAUACGGGAAUGGACCGAAUGUUUUCAAGAAACAGACACUCUCAAAACCGAUAAUCACUGUAAUGUUUGACUGCCUGUUUAAACACAUGGCACCUGCAAGGACUUUUUAACACAACAAGAGGACCAAAAACCAACCAUGGAAAUCAAAGCAGGAGUUACUUAAGACCACACAAUGGGGACACUGCAGUAGCCUUGAACCAUGUUUUCAUGAUUUGAACAUUAACACUAGUUGGGCUGCAAAAUUUGGCACCAGAUCAUUUUACUCUAACUUUUCUUGAAACUGAAAUCUUCAGAGUUAACAGAAUUCUUUUUUUGAUCAAGUUAGUGCGUGAGUAAAAAUGUGACUAGAUCUUCCACUGUUUGGAAGUGCUUCAUUUAGUCCAGUUACACCAUAGCUAAAUAAUUCUCAGAGUUGGUGCAGGAGUCAUCUGGCAGGAGUGACACACCUAUUAAAGGAGUUCAGCUGGACCAGAGCUGUGAAGGGAGUUCAGGCAGUCUGUUUUCAUGUUUGUCAAAGUAGAGGGUCAUAGACAGUCUGGGUACAGUCUUGAUCUAGAGGCAUUCUGUGUCCCUCUACAUGAAUCCCUAAGACUUCUAUCAAAAUACAAGAUUCCUCAGUACUUCAAAUAUUCUCUGUUAAUGUCAGUAGGUAAGAGUGAAGAAAGAGCUAGGCCAUAGUGUCCACUUAAUGUUUUAGAGGUGUUCCAGAUGAUGUUGCACAAUUCUCAAAGAGUUGUUUAAACUUUAGAAAAGUCAUCCAAACUCUGUUUUCCAUAAAGACAUGGAAGGUUUGGAGAAAAUCAUGAUAUCCUGCUUCAGAACACUAACUGUUUAAAUCAGUACUCAGUGGUGUUUAGAGAGAGUACAGCUGGAGCCAGACAGACAGAGAGCAGCCUUCUCUUCCAAAGAGCCGUGCCAUUAAGGUCACCGGUGGCCCCGUUGUACCCGUGUGACAGCUCACUCAGACUCAGGUCUCUGCUCCAGGCUGCUGUGUGUUUAUGUGGUGUUUGUAGCCAAAGAGAACUAUUUUAAUUAACAGAUGUCACAGAGGACCAAUGCUGUGUGUUUACCUUUCUGUAGAUUGUAUAUGUAUAUUGUAAAUGUAUUUUGUGAUCGUGACAGAAAUGUUUAUUAAAUUAACUUAUAUUGUAAAGGAGCUUAACUUUGUGUGGGGUUGUAAUGGCAUCAUGUUCCUCCCUCUCUGACGGCUGAGUAUUCCUCUGGCUGGAUGUGAACAUAAAUGCUAAAAUAGGUGUGUAUCAGAGCAGAGAGGCGGCCAAACACUUCAGUUUCCUUUCCUCAUACAAAAAAUCUUUUGUCUAAUAGUAUGAGUGUGUCUGUCAGUCUGCAGAACAGAUGUUUAGCAAACCAACAUCCAAGUCUCCCCAAGGCCAACAAAUCAUGUAGGCUAAUAUUUUAUCCUCAUGUUUAUUAGAGUGUUCUAACUCACCACUCACAGCUGCUUUGGAUCAGCUCUCACUGAGCACCUGAGCUGCAGCAAUCAGGGGUAUUUGAACACUGCUCAGAGAAUCUAAUCUUUGAUAGACAAGACUUUGUUUUGUAUUUGUAAAGUAUCUGGUGUGGCAGGAGGCCUUGUUAUUAUCACAUGCAUGUAAUAUCUUAAUGAGAAUAAGAGGCCUAUAAAGCCAGGGAUAAAUAGUUGGAGCUGUUUGGAGCUAAAAAUAACGUUCUACAGGUCUGGAAAAAGUUUGGCAGCAUAGCCUUAAAAACAAAACAAACAUUUGUAGUGAUUGUUAUACUAAUCAGACAGUGGUAGUGAUAAUAGGGAGGAGGAAAAGUUAAGAGUCUAAAAAUGUGAGAAUUGUUUAGAGUUAUAUUUGUCAGUUCAGCAGUUCUACACAGUGACACAUUCUUGGCAGGGUAAGGGGAUGAAAACUUUCAGGACAGUUUGAUUGAAAGCACACAUGUUCAGCCACAAGCUGUUCUCUAUAGGUGCUGCAACAUAUGGUCCAGUAAAGAAACACCAUGGCUAUAAACCACAUUGCUGUUGUUCAUGCUGCGUGGGUUAAUGUGUGCUCUCUUGUAUGGCUCAAAGAAAUAAUAUUUCACAACUGACUCAUGUAACUGAGGUGAAACAUUUAUUUGUGUAAGAUGCUCUCUGUUCUUUGUCUACCCAAAGCAGAAAAAAGGUCCAAAACAUGCGGGUUUUGGAUCCCUACUCCUGUGUAGAUACAGAAAGAUAAAGAAUAUGACUCCUCA
Messenger RNA from Xyrichtys novacula (pearly razorfish), 11375 nucleotides. The record is from the annotation of a GenBank genome assembly. NCBI's taxonomy places the organism in Eukaryota, Metazoa, Chordata, Actinopteri, Labriformes, Labridae.